AACGUAUGCUGCAUCUCCUCUAUUGUAAAGACGCGCGCAACAUGCUUUUUCGAAUUUUCGAUUGCAUUUCACAUUGCAUUGUAUUGCUACGUGUUGAAUAUUGUUGUUAGUUUAUAACAAAGUCUUGUUAUUGCUUUAUUGUUAUAGUUUCUCAUUAAACGUUGUGUUGUUACUUUGUUAUCCCGUUGCUCGUUCCUCACACACGUAUCCAGUUGAAGCGAAUAAAUUUGAAAAUCAUUAUAUUAGAAAUUAUGAUGCAAAUACGUAACAACAAAUAGGUUCAAGUCGAGUUAGUAUUGGCGUUACACAACACUCACUAACAGUGACUCAGGGGAUACGACUGAUGAACAGCAAUCAGAUCCAACUCGAGUUAGCUUUGGCAUUGGCAGAACACUUCUUAACAGUGACUCAGAUAGUAGCUGUACCUAUGCCAGAAUAAUGAGAUCAUCAUCCAAGAAGAUGAGGGUCCAAAAAUUAAGGGACGUAUGGAUAAAAGAACCUAUUUUGGCAUCAUAGUUGGCCAGGUCAUCAAUGAGCAAUAUUGAAGCCAUGUGCUGUGCCUGUAAUAAGAUGAUUCGUGCAAGACGAUAUGACCUUUUGUAUCAUGAAAAAACCUUGUACCACCAAGAACAGAUGGUUCUUUUAGGAAGAACAGUAGACCCCAAAGCCAUGGAGUUAGUAUGUGCCUAAAUAAGCGGACAGAAUUGAGGAAUGCGAAUCAAAUAUAAAGAUAAAAGUGAGACUUUUACCGAGGAUCAACUGGUGUGCAAAGAACCUAUCGGACAGUUCGAAGCAUGGUUCGAAGAAGCCUGUAGAACGCCUCAGAUUUUCGAACCGAACGCCAUGUUCCUCGCCACGGCUACUAAUGAUGGCAUGCCGUCUGUACGAGCAGUAUUGCUGAAAGGUUUCGGUACCGAAGGAUUCAAAUUUUAUACGAACUACGAAAGUAGAAAGGGUCGCGAACUGGCGGAGAAUCCGAAUGCAGCUGUGUCCUUCUACUGGGAACCGUUGAAGCGGGUGGUCCGUGUAGAAGGCCGAGUGCAAAAGACAUCCGCCCAGGACUCGGAUCGUUACUUUCAAAGCCGACCGUACUCGAAUCAAAUAGGAUCAAUGGCCAGCAAGCAGAGUGAUGUGAUUGCAAGUAGGCAAACACUGAUAGUGAGAGAAAGAGAACUGGCAGCUCAAUUCCCAGAAGGACAUGUGAAAAGACCGGCCUGUUGGGGUGGAUACGUUAUUAUACCACACUCCGUAGAAUUUUGGCAAGGUCAAAGCGAUCGCUUGCACGAUAGAAUACGUUUUAGACGACCCAAACCGAACGAUAGGAUCGACAAUGUGCUUGUGCAUCAGGGGGACAAUGGAUGGGUUUAUGAAAGACUUUCACCAUAGUUGGCGAUGAAAAGAAGAUCGAGUGAUUUAUUCAGUACAAAUGCUAAGAAUACAAGAAAUUGUGACUCAACAACCAGAGAUACGAACGGUGUCACCACGUUAGAUUCACGAACAUUCUUCAGAAUAUUUGAAGCUUCUUUUUAUAAUUAAAAAUUAUAUACGAUUAAAAAAUAACUAACUAAAAUAUUUACAUAAAUUACUAAAAUAUAUACAAUUCUCGCUUCUAUUGAAUAAUAAGAAAAUUGUAUAGCUUUAACAAAAUCGAUUUGUUACUGAACAAUAAAAGUAUGUCGAACUGGACAAAAUGA
This is a messenger RNA of Megalopta genalis, 1694 nucleotides long. NCBI's taxonomy places the organism in Eukaryota, Metazoa, Arthropoda, Insecta, Hymenoptera, Halictidae. The record is from RefSeq and is a predicted model, not a curated record.